GCCAAUACACUUAAGCAGUGACCUACUAACACAGAUCCAUGAGUCAGGAGCCACCUUGAGAGGAAAAAGCCAAGGGAGGAGAGAAGCGAGCUUUUCCGCAACUUGUAGGAUUUUUAUCGAGUUUUUGACCUCACUACCCCAUCUGAUGGAACACCGGGACCCCGAACCCUGAGCCGGAAGCCCGGCGGACACCGAAUCCUCCAACCAGGUACUAAAUAAGGUCCAGUUUGGAUUUGAGGUUUUCAUUAAAACUGCUUUAUUUCCACUCCAAGAUUUUUGCGUAAUGGUGAUGUGUUUACGGGUCGUGCGCCACAUAUUUGUCUUCACGGUUUUACAUUUAGACCAAGUGUGUAUUUCUGUGUCAUGUUGAUAACCUGUAUGAUUUAUAGCCCUAUUUUAAACUUAUAUAUAACUACGGUAACAUUUACAGUGAAGGUGUAGUUAAGUUGGAGGAUGUUAUGCAUAAUCACUUCAUUACAGCGUGUUAUAAUUUGAUUAUUUUUUUUGCAUGUUAUCUGAUUUUUACAGAAGAAGCAUAAUUAUCAUAAGUAGCAUAUUGGAGGCGUGUAUUGAAAUACAGUCAGGCACAGGGGCCUACAGCAGCAGCAGUAGCAGGAGUUUACGGAUUGCGACACAGUGGUGAAACCCAGAAUUAGAAAUGUCCGACUGUAACGUAAUCAAACCCUCACGGCUGCUGUUAUCGGGCCACUGUACAUUAAAACACACCCCCACAUGUUCAGUGUUCAGAGGUUUAAUUUCUGAUUUAAUCGGUUUUGUGUUUGAUAUAGUUUACUAUGAGGUGAUUAUAAGAGCCCACUCUCAGGGCGUAGAUAGAUAGACCCCACGCUUCAGUGUCAUGAGUAAGCAGCGCAGUGAUGUCAUGUAUUAACAGCGUGAAUGCCCUCAUUGUCUCACUUCAGCCUGUUACACUGAUUUCAAUUUUAUUCACUGACAUCUUUUAACACUUAAUACCCCCAGAGUGGAGUAAACACACUGUUAUUGCCUUGGUGGUAAAUAUUGCAUAAUGUCUGCAGCCAUAGACAUGGUUUAGAGGGGAGUGGAGGGGAGAGGAGGAGGGGGGAGUUUAUUGUGUAAUCCGGACACAAUGAAGGAAUCUGGGGCAAUAGGACGUGUUGACGGGCCGCUGCGGUCCGGGCCGCGCUCCCCGGAGCUCACGUUGCGGUAAUAUUACCUCCCAUUUUAAUCACGUGUGGGCCAAAUUUAGUGUUGAUGUCAUGUUAGAGAGAACAAAAGGGAGGGAUCAUCCCCGCAUAACCCUGCAGGGCUAUGCAACAUCUGUAAAAUGUUACAACACCGGUCUGAGACAAAGACGUGUUUACUGUAACUCUCUCCUCCUCCUCCUUCUCCUCCACUGUUGCUGUUUUAAAAGGCUGAUUUAUGGAUUUAAAGUGGCCUAAAGGUUAACAACACAAGGCGUGUUUGGGGUUGUAAUUAUUUGCAGCAAGUUUGCAGAACAGGAAAGGUGCCAGGCAAUGAAUGAUUAAUUAUUAAUCAUGUUUUCCUGCCUAAAUGCAGACCUAGAUAGUGUAAGUCAAGGGAAAUUUCCCCCCACCUCUAACUCUUUUCAUGUCUAUUAUGCAAGCAGUUAUAAGCAGUCUUAAAUAUCCAAUUGAUGUAAUUUUUGUAGCUUGUAAAAAUGCCAACAGUUUUAGCCCCAAAAGACAGGCACAUUUAUUGUAUAAUAUAGUAAAUUUGGUCUGUAUUGUACAUAUUUAUAUUUACUUUUAUUUUGUGUUUUCAUUGCUGCUGUAACAUGGGAAUUUUCCAGUUUGGGAUCAGUAAAGUCUAUCUAUCUAUCUAUCUAUCUAUCUAUCUAUCUAUCUAAUCUGUUCAAAUUUACAUGAGAACAUAGGAGCGGUGGAAACAGGGCCAGAUAAAAACAUUAACUUCAUUAACAUGUAAAGGAACAGGACAAAGAUAGGGGGAGAAAAAAGUGAAAAGAGUUACAUCAGUUUAAAAAAAGUUUGUCUCGGUUAUGUGUGUGUGAGUGUGUGUUAGCAGGUCUGUAUGUAAUGUCGGCCUCGGGUUACGGUCUGUGUGUUUCAGCUUUUUGAGCCUCUGCCAGGCCACGUGUUAUGAUUACAGCUGACUGUACUCCUUUGUUCCCUCUGUGUGAGAUGUAUGGAGGCUCAUAAAGCCCAAAACAGGCAAAACUGCCUUGUAAGGAAGCUUGAUCUAAAGCACAUUUAACACGUAGGAGAGGAAGUUACUCUUUCACUGGAGGAGAGAAACACUGGCAAAAAAGUUGACUGAAUGAAUAAAUGAAAUAGUUUUAUAAUCAUUAUUGCUACUUGUUUAAAGGAGAUUUGGAUGGGUCUGAAAGUGGGCCCUUUAUUUUUAAACUGUUUGGGGAAUAACAGAUUUAAAUAUACUAAAAUAUUAGUGAUUUUUUUUUUUAUGUUAUUUUAAGUGUCCGACAACUUCACAGACAGAAUCCCUUCAGAGAGUUUAUUAAAAUGCAGAGUGUUGAGUUUUUGCAGAUAUUCAAAUAUCAAUGUUUCCAAACUCAUAUGGACACUGAUUCCAAUUUAUCCAAUUCAUGUGCAUCUUCAGUCUGCAAAAGCUCUGUACUAAGAGGCUGGUUAACACUUACCAUAAACCCCUGACUUACAAGAGCAAUACAUUUACUGGUUUUUGUUUUUAAAUCUUGUUAAGCUCUUUUACCUUUGGCUGUUUGCCGUAAUAUUUAUUGGUUUUGUCAACAGGUUUUUGCUUGCCCUGACCUUGUACUGUAUGUCAAAAGAACAACAUGUCUUCAUUUUCAGCACUGGUGAUAUAUGAAGCAAAGAAAAAACCCACCUCAGUAUGUGUUGAUUUAUUGAAACAGUGCAGUCAAGGCAUGUGUAAACGCAACCUGGCCUGUAGUUUCAUGAAACUGAUGUAACUCUCUUUCUGCUCGCCAGCUCACACAGUUAACUUCUUAGUAAGUCAUCAAAGUUCUCUCAAGUGGGUCCACUCCACAUCAGAGCAGGUUCUUGUGUUAGUUUGAAGCAGUUAUGGAAACUUUAAUGACUCUGUGUUAAUGUUUGUUACAUGUCCUCUCACUGUUCCUCCUCUACUCUGAUAGUCCAGUGCGCAAAGCUUUGCAAGAGUCUCAUUGGUCAUCAAAGCUGCAGACCAUAAUAUCCUAAAACUAAUUUAUAUUUAAGGUUUUCAGAAAAAUAAACACUAAAAUAAAUCAGCAUGAAAGAGAUACACUAGUUCUAAUGAUAGAAACCAUGUUUUAGAAAUAUUCGUUUGACCUGGACUUAAAUUAUACACUUUAUCCAUCUGUUAACAUGAGGGAGGUGGGGUUUAUGACUCUCUAAUCUCUAAAGUCAAUAACUAUCUUGUUGUUUUUAACAGUAUUAUUAAACCUAUAAACCAAUAUUAUGCUGAGAAUAUCAUGUACCCCGAAUUUUUCUUUCUCCCUUCAUGGUCUUUUUUUUCGUUAAACAACCUUUACAUCUUUGUUUCUGAAGCCACCAGACUUUAUUUCCAAAAGAUUGAACUUUACAAUAUAAUACAAUACUAUACAAUAUUAAGCUAAAAAUAUUAGUUUUGAUUGUUUUGAUUGAUAUUGAUGCGCAGCGUAUUACAAAUGAAUACAUAUGAUAUCAAAAGAACACUGAUUUAUGCAACUUACAAAUUCUACUUACUUACUUACCCUCAAUUUUUAGAAAAACAAUUUAAAAAACUGUGUAGUCUGUCUUUUAUGUUUAAGCGUGUUUGUCUAACUGGAUGAUAUGAAUGUCUGCUGCUCCUCUCCCUGCUCUCCUCUCUCCACCUGUGGCCGCCUGAUAGUUUGUACCACAGUUGCAGAUCAUGUUGAGGAUGCAUCACUCCACCACUAAUUUUAGGGAAAGUCCUAACUUCUUCAUGCUCCUAAACUUUGUUUCUCAUUGAUCUAAUCUGCUGGUGAUGAAGUGAAAGUGAGAGCUGUCUAAGGGGAGGGAUUGUGCCCACUGUUAUCAUCUUUCUGUUAAAGACGGACAUGAGAUGAUGCUCACACUGGCGGUCUGAACAGAAGCCAACACAUUUCUAGGACACUGUUGACUACUGACAGAAAAGUGAAAUCAGGGUUUGCCUAAACCAACUAUACUGUACUGCUUGGUAGAAACACGCCAUCUGACCCCAUCAGUGACAGAAGCAGGAACUUUUUUUGUGGACGUAGUGUAAUAAAAAUGUGAUCACUUAAAGGGUAUGUUGUGCAUUUAAUACAAGAUACCUUGUGGUUUCUCGCUAAACUAACAUCUGGAAUAGAUCGUAAACUUUAUUAGGGCUUUGUUAAAACCUGGCUCUGAUACCUAAAACUUGUCUUGUUAUCCUUUGUUUUACAGAUUUCCUCACUGUCAGCGGAUUACUCUGAUGUAGGAGUCAUUGUUGCUGCACUGGACCAUAAUGGUGAACAGUUAAAACGACAUGAGCACACCCACAGAAGCCUACUUUGAUAAUAUGCAAUCAAUCAAGCAGGAGGUGGACUCCAGCAGGUCCUACGGCGGGGACGACGCUCUGGUCCUGGCUGUGGCCUUACAAGGAUCCAACAGAGACCUAAUAGGCCAUAAACUCUCUGCAAUGCCCUUCAAGGCAAAAAGUACCUGUCGGAGGAAGAGGGAGUUCAUCCCAGAGGAGAAAAAGGACAACGUUUACUGGGAGAGACGGAGAAAAAACAACGAGGCGGCCAAACGCUCCAGAGAGAAGAGGCGCAUAAACGACAUAGUGCUGGAGAACAAGCUGAUGGCGCUUGGAGAGGAGAACGCCUCGCUGAAGGCCGAGCUGCUGUCGCUGAAGCUGAAGUUUGGCCUCCUAAGCGCUGCUGCGUAUGCACAAGAAGUCCAGAAGUUGUCUACUUCUGUCAACCUCUACCAGGAUUUUGUUCCUCCAAGUGCCGCAGAGGGACCCAGCAGAGAUUCAGAACCCAGUCAUGUUCGCAGCAGCUGCAUAUCUGUCAUCAAGCACUCGCCUCACACUCCUGAGACAUGCGCUGCACCUCAAGGGGGCUUCAGGACCGCAGAGGUAAAGCAGGAACCAGCAGAAAACAGCAACUAUGCACAGGAGAGGGGCAGCCCCUAUGAACUCUACAGGAAGUUAAUCUCCAACCCGCUGUCUGGAGUGUACUCACAGCCGGCAUCCUUCCUGCAGAUCACCAGGUCGUCUAGUAACUCCCCCCGCAGCUCCGAGGACGGGGCCGUGAGUAAAUCCUCAGACGGCGAGGACGAGCAGCAGGUCCCUAAGGGUUUGACGCCCUCUGUAGCUGACCAGAGAAGUGUCAUUGUCUCCACCCACAAAGUGCCAGAAGCCGGUUCUUCAGCUUUGCCCCACAAACUCCGAAUCAAAGCCAGAACCGUCCAAAUUAAAGUGGAGGCCAUCGACCCUGAGUACGAGUCCUCUGGAAAAUCCUCCCCCCCUCUCAGCCUCCCGGACGGAGGAAGCUUCCUGCCUCCACAGGACUCCUCAGGGUUCUCCCAGUCCUCCCCGUGUCCUCUCUCCUUACAGGUAUCCGACAUGCAGGACUGGACCCAGAGGACGGAGCAGUGGCACAAAACCAGCACAGAGACUCUGCAGAAAGUCAGCAGGCUGACCCCGAGUCCCAACGAUGCUACUGUGGACGCCAAAAACCCGCCCAAUGCGGACUUGUACCUGAAACAAGGACUUGCUGACCUGUCGGCACAAGUGGCCACUCUGAAAAGACUGAUCACAUCACAGCAGGGGUCUGUGAUAGAGUCGACCAAAAACAGCGCUGUACAUCCUGAGUCUGACGGAGGCUCCUCUGAAUGAUGUUUGUACUUUUUGUAUUUUUCACUGUAUUUGCUGUUGCACUGUGUGGUUCCUGUUAGGGUUGCACCAUGUUUCUAUCACCAGACUUUCAAAAUAAAAUGUCUUUAAAUGACAGCAGAAUCUCAGAUAGUCAUGUAGUUUGAUUGAAGAGUGAUACAGACACAUGUCAGCCCAUUUCCUCUGACACCACUCUCGUGGUGAAAGCUCAGAUGAUGUUCAUUUUGUGUUCAGGCCUUGAAAUACAGUGAAAACUUGGAUUGGAUAUUAGGGACAAAAUAAUGCUCUCAAAAUAAUUUGUUAGUUGAUUAUUUGCUGUAACUAACCAUUUCAGUAACCUCAGUAAAUGUUAAAAUACCGCCCAUCAUUAACCUAGUUUUGAGUAAGCAGAAAAUGAAUCCUGAAAUCUCCCGAAACAACUCAGAAAGUAACCUUACAUUAUAUGAAAAAAAUAACAUUUUAGUAACAAAAAAAAGUAGCUUUAAAAACACAAGCCCAUAAAGACAACAAUUUCAUAAAACACAUAUGAAUGUUGUGCUACACUUCAAUUAAAUACAAUUGAAUGUUUUUAAAAAAUUGGGCCCUGAAAAAAUUAAGCUUAGCACAAAAACAAUAAACUUGUUUCUAGUAGAUUACUCAUGCUCAGGGCACUUCGAGCAUGGUUAGGACAUGCUCUGCCCACAAACUGUUCUGUCCUCCUAAAAAAAAAAACCAAAGAGACCCAAAUUACACAUAAUCAGAAAAAACAAACUUGUGCACGAGUUUACAAUAAGCUGAUUUAAUCCUGAACACAAGAUACUGACCUUUGCACAUAAGAUCAUUAACUCAUCCCCAUACGUUGUGCACACAAAAUUACGAGCUCCCAAUACAUGUAAUAUAAUUUUAUUGUGUUACAAGGUUUUAACCUGUGUGCACAAUCAACUCCAUCUUCAAAGUUAUGAACACGUGUUUGUGAUAUGAUUUUCUUGGGGGAGCUGCGCACAAGAUACUAACCUGUCAUGCACUCGUCAUUUUGUCAACUUUUGUGCACAAGAUAAAACCUUAUUGAUCUUAGGUGUUUCACCCUGGCAGUGAUGUCAAAUAAAAACGGCUUUCAUUUAAAACAUUUUUUCGCUUUUUUAACUGGCCGCUGCUCUCAGUUGCUCCAUCUGCUUCUGGUUUGUGGUUCUUUUGACCGUGUUAAGUUACAAUUACAGUCAGUGAAAAAUAAUGUAUAGCGUUAAAUGCCCACCAGUAAAAUGCGCAGGGUUGUGUCUUUUAAGGGGGACUGAAGUCCUUGAGUGAUGAUUAUCUCUGAAGAGAUGUAAAAAGGUGUGUUUUACUGACUGUUUCUGCUUUAGUGAGAAGCUGCAGAUGGGUGGAUAGAUAUGAGAUGCUCACCUUCAUUGGUUGGUGCUGUAAUGUCCCCACAUGUGAUACAGGUAAACGUAUAAAGCAAUUCAAGGCAAGGAGACUUCUGAUCAGUAAUACCAGGUAAAUAAAGGCUUGUCUCGUUUAUACAGUUUUUGUAUUGUAUCACUGCUGUAUGUGUCUGAAUAAAGGAUUUCUGGAUGUUAUUUGGGGAUUUAUCACUCAGCUAUGUUUCAAGGUCGAUUAUGCACAGAGCUUUUAUUUGCUUUAAACUUCGUUUUUAUAUACUUGUUAUCCCUCAGCACUGCUCUGCUUAAGUUUUAUUAGCCUUCAUUGUUAUGGAUUUUGCAGCUAGGCCAUUUUAUGCCUUAAAACUGAAAUUUAUUGUUUUUAGUCUGUUAGGUCCACCUAAAGUGGCUUUUUUUUCACGCCAGUCUGAUGAUGUAAUAUCAGUAAGUGGAGGCAAACUUUUAACUCCGCAGUACAAGGAGGUUUCUGAAGGGUUUUCCUUUGCAAAAUUUUUAUUAUAUUUGGUAAAUUUUAAAACUCCCAAAUUUUCUUAUAACUCUCCAUUUUGGUACAAAUAGAUGUCAUACUUUUAAUUAUUCCAAAGUUCCCUUGAAAUCUUACAGUAUUGUCUUCAAAGCUCCUCUGAGGACUUUUCUGUUUGCAUUGAUUUUGGCGACCCCUGUGGACAAAGUUAUACUCCACUUGUAUCAGGCAUGCAUCUCUUUCUGAGUAUUUGCAGUAGAAGAUGAAAAGAGUGGGUGUUUCUCUUGUGUGAUGUGAAGCAGCACUGUCAGGCUUUAAAAAUGAAAGUAAAGAGAUUAUAAGCUUGUUGCUGAUGGCUUUCUUUGUUUUUUAGGUCGUAAAAAAACCCAGCAUCAAUUGCAGUGUUUUUAAUGAGCAGUUCAAAACCCCUCACAGGAGCUUAGAGGACUUUUUGCUUCUAAUCAGAAGUUCACCUCAAAAAAAAAAACUUUUAAAUGAUAUUUGAGAGUUUCACGUUUCCAGGAAGACACUGAAAAGUUGUUCUAAACAAAUUCAAGUUUUCAAUUUUUAAAUCCUCAUGUUUUAUGCAGUCUUUUGUUAUCACCCUCUAAGGUUUGCAGGAAAAAAGUACAAUUUCAUGCAAGUCAAAUAGAAAGUAAUUAGUUUCUCUGCAAGACAGAUUUGAUUAAUAAGAUUAAGAAGAUAUUCUAUCAAGUUCAAAAAAGUUUUUUUUCCAGGGAAAUUUUGGAAAAUUUACAAAAGUACCACCUUGAAUUGCUGCAUUUCACUCUCUCUGAGCCUGAUUUGCAAUUUUAAUCCCAUUGACUUUCACUGCAGCAGGUAUCUAUAGAUUCUGCUGCAUGUUGAUGACAUUGUCACUAAGCUUUUCCUCCCUCUGUCUCUGCUGGAGUUAAAAAAGGCAAGUUGCAAAUUUUUGCAGAUAUUCUAGUUUUGCUGUCAGAUUUCCUCUGCCUCAUCCACUGGUCACUGCUGUUGCUUCACUUUGUUUUUUUGAUUGUGGAUUUUUUUUUUAUUGUCAGACUUUCAGGGCGCCGGUUAAACGGAGAUUUAGAUGUUGGUUAGGAUUGUAAAAAAGUUUCUGAUGGAGCGGACACAAAAUGUUCUUAGAUAUGAGCUAAAUUGACAUUUUCAUGAACAAAUCUCCACGGUUUCAGCGUAACACAGCUUUUAUAAAUGUAACAUUAAAUUUUAAAGGGGUUUUGUUACACAGCUUUCUCAUAGCACAUGCAUUUAAUGUUAAGAAUGAUGAUGAUGAUGAUGAUGAUGAUGAUGAUGAUGAUGAUGAUGAUGAUGAUGAUGGUGAUAACUCCAUUUGCAGCAGCCUGAACUUCGGGUUCUGUAUCUGAACACUUUUCUCAAUUGUAUUGUAAUGGUGAGUUUUGUUUACAAUAAAUGUCUUGUCACUGAAUCAUAAA
Xyrichtys novacula (pearly razorfish) is the source of this 9053-nucleotide messenger RNA. The record is from the annotation of a GenBank genome assembly. NCBI's taxonomy places the organism in Eukaryota, Metazoa, Chordata, Actinopteri, Labriformes, Labridae.